This is a messenger RNA of Dioszegia hungarica, 4647 nucleotides long. RefSeq lists its product as uncharacterized. The record is from RefSeq and is a predicted model, not a curated record. The coding region runs from base 1 to 4647 and encodes 1548 amino acids. NCBI's taxonomy places the organism in Eukaryota, Fungi, Basidiomycota, Tremellomycetes, Tremellales, Bulleribasidiaceae. Gene Ontology annotation, molecular function: UDP-glucose:glycoprotein glucosyltransferase activity. The transcript has 23 exons. Gene Ontology annotation, cellular component: endoplasmic reticulum.
AUGAGGUGGCUACUGGUAGCCGCAGCUUUGGCGGCUUCGCGGUGUAUAGCGACCCCACCGCUCAGUAUCGCCCUGGAGACGAGCUGGCCUGCACCUCCACUUCUCCUCGAAAUAUUAGAGACAGUCUAUGAUGAGGACCCAAAAGCCUACUUUUCCUCCCUCCAUCUCCUCACCUCCCACCUACCCUCCUUUGUCGACUCCACCGACUCGUCGACCCUUUCAACCGCGCUCGAAUUGAUCGAAUCCCAUAACGUCCUGAAGUUUCCGUCGGCGCUGUCGACGUUGCAGUAUGCGCUGGGUCUGCAUACGGCUGUGCCGAAGAUAGAGGCGUACUAUAGCUGGUAUGAGAGCAGUGUGAAUGAGGAGAGUACACCGAUACAGACUCUGUCCUUUGACCACAUAUCGCCAAGAUUGGCAGAUACCGCCCAGCCCUCCGCUGUGCUCUACUUCGACCCCGCCUCCUCUACAGCUCCCGAGCUUCUCGACUACCUGGACAAGCAUGCUUGCGCCGACCCAUCCUUCCGGUAUAUCGUUCGCUACAAGCCGUCCAGCAGAGGAACAGAUCGACAAGCAGGCCGAAAGACCGCUAUGUCCGGCUACGGCGUCGAGCUCGCACUCAAGCGGACAGAUUACCUCGUCGUAGACGACCGAGCGACGUCUGGAUCGUCGGCAGGGCUGGCACAGGAGCCGCUGAGCUCAGCUGGGGAGCUGGGAAGCGCGAAAGGGCCAUUCGCUACCAUCCUUGGGACAGACCCCUGGUCAGAGCUGUCUGCUCCGCUUCGUCCAACUGAGCUAGCCAAUAUCAGUGUUCAAGCCGCAUCCCUGAUCAUGGCGUCCUCGAACCCGCUCGACGCGCUCAUCAGCCUCUCUCAGGACUUUCCCAAAUACUCAGCUGCUAUCGCUCGAAAAGUCGCCAUUCCCGACGACAUCAGCCAGAAGGUCGAGAAGCUGGCUAUAAGAGGUGCAGCAGAGACAGCUGUCUUCAUCAAUGGAAAGGUCAUCAGUACAGACAGUCUCAAUGCUUUCUCCCUCCUCAAGACUGUACGAGAAGAACGACACCUCAUGCUCUCCCUCAUCGAACUCGGCUUUACCCCUCAGCAGGCUUUCGAGCUCAUCUCGGACCCCCUCAUCGGACAGGCGCAGACUGAGGAGGAUGUCGGCGAGGGGAUCGUGGAUGCCAGCGACCGGAUUGAAGGUGGGGAGGUCCUUACAUGGUGGAACGAUAUUGAGAAGGAUAAGCGGUACAAGUCAUGGCCGGACUCUCUUCAAGGGCUCAUGAGGCCGCUAUACCCCGGUCAACUUCAUACCCUCCGCCAAAACUUGUACAAUAUCGUGCUGGUCCUCGAUCUGGCGCAGGCUAUGUCACUCGAUACUAUCACGUCGGCUGUUGCCACCAUGAUCCAGCGUGGGGUACCUAUUCGAUUUGGAGUCGUGCCGAUGUUCAACCCUGCCGAGGAUGACCUAUCACACAAAAUGGCUAGGAUCUACCAGUACAGUUUGAAAGUGCUGGGUAGAGGAGCCACUCGCGAGAUGUUCCAAGAGGUUGUCGCUCAGACACCAAUGUCGCCUCUGUUACCAGCUACCGUCAACCUCGAGCUCGUCAGGAACGCCUAUGAGCGAGCUGCGGCGACCAGCAAGAAGUCGCCUUUGCCGUUCGACCAAGUCCUCUCCCAGCCGCUCGAUCAGCAUUAUCUCCGGAUGCAUGAGUCAUACACCUCUCGACUGCUCGCCACGAAGGAGGAGUCGGCGCAGGGGCACAUGUUCAUCAACGGGAAAUACUUUGCUUUCGGAGGACACUGGACAGCUAUGGUCCAGUCUGAGCUCACGAAUCAACUUCGUUUCCUCCAGGAACAGCUGACUAUUCAGCUCGCGGUCGGCAUAAUCCCCACCGACGUUUCCACCUUUUUCUACGACCUCCCCUCGGUCCCUACUAGGCGAAGCAAGAUGGUGAUUCCCAACCAGGCGGAUAGUAAGCUCCGAAUCUUCAACCUGCUCGACAUCUUCAGCAUCGACUCGACUUCGCUGCCCGGCAAGAUCGCCUCGGACUUUGUGUAUUCGAACGACGCGACACGAGGUACGCCGAUAACCAUGUGGGUGGUCGGAGAUCUGGACUCGGCGGAGGGGAGGCGGGUAGCGAAGGAUGCUUUGAGGCACCUACAGCAGACUGAUGAGUGCUCCUCUCGCAUCGGCUUCGUACACGUCCCUACCCCUUCGUCAAGCGCCUCGGGUGAACGCUUCUCUACACUUCUCUUCCACCUCUUCUCAAUUUCCGGUCUCAGCAUGACGGAACCCGGCCACCUCCUCACCCUUCUGAACGAGCUCGAUACAGUCACGGACAACCUUGAUGGGACCUGGAAAGCUUGGAGCGAGGGCGGUUCUCUCCCGCCGGGAAGCCCGCUGCAUGCCUUUACCUCGCGCGGAUGGGAUGUGGCGGAUGAAGCGGCUGCUGCAAAGUUCUGGUCUAUCGGCACUGAGAUUGCGGACAAGUUGGGUCUGAGGGAUGGGCGGCCGCAUCUUUUGGUCAACGGUCGGCUCAUCGGGCCCCUCAUUGAGGCGAACUUCCCCGCAGGCGACUUUGACGUGCUGGAGGUGUACGAGCACCGGAAACGCGUUCGACCAGUCAUCGAUCUCGUCAAGACAAUGUACGACGACAUGUCCAAGUUCAAUCGUCCUACUCUUGGCCACCUCAUCUCGCGCGCCUCGUCGGUCUUGGCCAGCGCGUACAAGCCUGCCGAAGCUGAGGGCAUCUUUGAGCCGACUCGUUUAUCCCGGAACAGGCUAUACGAAAAGCUUGACGAUGGGGACCUAUCAUUCCAUGUUGGAAGCAAAGAUAAUGCUCUCAUCCAUAUUGCGGCGGUGCUCGACCCGGUAUCGCAGUCAGCGCAGGAGUGGACGUCUGUACUCAAGAGCAUCAGCGAAAUCGAGAAUGUGGCCUUGACUGUGUACCUCGAGCCAACCACAGACGUGACAGAAGUAUCUCUCAAACGAUUCUACCGCACGAGCAUAGCCUCCAAGCCCAUCUUUGACACAGCCGGGACAUCUAACGCCGCCCCUCUGGUCUUCAACGAUCUUCCUGGCGAGCCUAUCCUCACCCUCGGCCUCAACACCCCUCCCGCAUGGAUCACCAGCCCAAAGUCCUCCCCAUACGACCUCGACAACCUUGUCCUCGGCUCGAUCCAAGAUCCUGUACAUGUCCGAUUCCAGCUCAAGCAGCUCCUGGUCGAAGGUCAUGCCCGCGAGGGCCAGAGCGUCCCGCCCCGCGGUCUCCAACUCCAGCUCACCAAAGCCGGCCAAGUAUCGGAAGUCGCUAGCGACACCCUCGUCAUGGCCAAUGUCGGAUACUUGCAGUUCAAGGUCACGCCCGGUAUCUACGAUCUCUCGAUCCGACCCGGACGCGGAAGAGAGGUAUACGAGAUGGAAAGUGUCGGUGGAGAAGGGUGGGACAGUCUGCGUGUGAACGAGACGGGGACGAGCGUUAGCCUGAUCAGCUUUGAUGGGGUUACGAUAUUGCCGAGAUUUGGUAGGAAGGAGGGAAUGGAGAAGGCGGAUGUACUGCAGCAAUCGGUGCCGAGGCCGCCUACUGCUCUCGAGGGGGUGUUUAGCAGGGUCAAGUCUUUUGUUGGGAUCAAACCGACAGACGUCGUACCGACCAAGACGCGUCAUGCGGACAUUAAUAUCUUCACGGUCGCUUCAGGUUUGCUCUAUGAGCGCUUCGCGUCGAUCAUGAUACUCAGCGUGCUCAAACAUACUGAUAGCACCGUAAAAUUCUGGUUCAUCGAGAAUUUCCUUUCACCUUCGUUCUUGGCCUUCAUUCCUCACAUGGCCAAAGAGUAUGGUUUCCAGUACGAGCUCGUUACGUACAAGUGGCCGCAUUGGCUCCGCGCGCAAACCGAGAAGCAGCGCAUCAUCUGGGCUUACAAGAUCCUCUUCCUCGAUGUGCUCUUCCCGAUGGACCUCGACAAGGUCAUCUUUGUCGAUGCCGACCAGAUCGUCCGGACGGAUAUGAAGGAGCUCAUUGAUGUCGAUCUGCACGGCCACGUGUAUGGGAUGGCGCCGAUGGGGAACUCGCGAGAAGAGAUGGAGGGGUUCAGGUUCUGGAAGACGGGAUACUGGAAGGAGGCGCUCCGGGGGAGGCCGUACCACAUCUCCGCGCUCUACGUGGUCGAUCUGAAACGGUUCCGUCAGUUGGCGACAGGGGACCGACUUCGUGGGCAGUACCACGCUCUCUCGGCUGACCCCAACUCGCUCGCAAACCUCGACCAGGAUUUGCCGAAUUCAAUGCAGGACCAGAUCCCGAUAUUCACCCUGGAUCAGGACUGGCUGUGGUGUCAGACGUGGUGCAGCGACGAGAGCUUGGAAACGGCAAAGACCAUCGAUCUCUGCCAAAAUCCCAUGACCAAAGAGCCCAAGCUCGUCCGCGCUCGCCAGAUCCCCGAGUGGGAUACGUAUGACCAGGAGAUUGCUAGGUUCGCGGCGAAGCUGUCGGAGGAAGAAGGGGUAUUGGCGACGAGUGUGGAUGAUCUAGCGGCCGAGAAGGUGGUGGUAGUGACCGGAGGAGGGGUUGGAGGGGCUGAUGAAGGGGAUGGGAAGGCGGUGAAGCCGGAUGAUGGAGGGGAGGAUGGCCAUAGAAUAGCGGACGAGCUAUAG